Messenger RNA from Verticillium alfalfae VaMs.102, 549 nucleotides. Its product is annotated as sorting nexin-3. The transcript is spliced from 2 exons. Lineage: Eukaryota; Fungi; Ascomycota; Sordariomycetes; Glomerellales; Plectosphaerellaceae. Gene Ontology annotation, molecular function: phosphatidylinositol-3-phosphate binding. The record is from RefSeq and is a predicted model, not a curated record. Gene Ontology annotation, cellular component: early endosome membrane; retromer complex. The coding region runs from base 1 to 549 and encodes 182 amino acids. Gene Ontology annotation, biological process: late endosome to Golgi transport; endocytic recycling.
AUGCCCGACAACCGUCAGCAGUCCUUUGACGAGAUUUACGGCCCGCCUGAGAACUUCCUCGAGAUCGAGGUCCGCAACCCCCGCACCCACGGCAUGGGCCGCUCCAUGUACACCGACUACGAGAUUCUCUGCCGCACAAACAUCCCCGCCUUCAAGCUGCGCGCCUCGAGCGUCCGCCGCCGCUACUCCGACUUUGAGUACUUUCGCGACAUCCUCGAGCGCGAGUCCGCCCGCGUCACCAUCCCGCCGCUGCCCGGCAAGGUCUUCACGAACCGCUUCAGCGACGACGUCAUCGAGGGCCGCCGCGCCGGCCUCGAAAAGUUUCUCAAGAUUGUCGUCGGGCCACCCCCUUCUGCAGACCGGCAGCAAGGUCCUCGCCGCCUUCGUCCAAGCGCCUCGCCGCACCCCUCGUCCCCGCCGCCCGCUGCGCCGAAGCGCCUCCGCGUCGCCCCUGCCCGGGUCCCCAAUAAGCUGCGCAAGAGACAUGCGCCGCGCUGCCAGCCGCGCUCCGACACGCCGCUUGAACGGGUGUCGUCGUCAGACAUGUGA